AAUAGAAACUUUAGAAAGUUAUAGAAACGACACGAACCGAAGGAAAGAUUUUGUUCCGAGAGAGAGAGAGAGACAGAGAACCCUGAUCGCGUGUUUAUGGCGACUGAGUCUGUGGGGGCAAAAGGUCCCUCUUCUUCUUCUUCUUCUUCCAAUGGCGGGGCAUCAUACAUAGGGAGCUUCAUAAGCCUGAUCUCCAAGUCCGAGAUUCGCUACGAGGGCGUCCUCUACCACCUCAAUGUCCACGAUUCCACCAUUGGCCUCAACAACGUUAGGUCUUACGGAACGGAGGGGCGGAAGAAAGAUGGCGCACAAAUUCCACCAAGUGAUAAGGUGUUUGAGUACAUUCUUUUCCGAGGAAGUGACAUUAAAGACUUGCAAGUCCAGUCCUCCCCACCCGCCCAAACAGAAGAGCAGAUUCACGGUGAUCCUGCUAUCAUACAGUCACGCUAUUCUGGGAUUGAUUCAAGUUCUUCAUCAAUCUCUUCAACUGGGGUUAAAACUUCAACAGAGUCAACUCAAUGGAAAGAUACCCCUGCUUUGACGAGUAGAGUCUGUCCUGGUGCACCUUCUUCAUAUCAAUCUGUAACCCAGGUGGGCCCAUUGGAUCAUUUACCUACUUCAGACAUUGCUGGUUCCCCAUCUUCUUCAAUGCAGAUGUAUUGGCAAGGCCACAGUGGAACACCAGUCAGUAUUUCCAAUGCUCCCCAUCAACCUAUAUCUUUUCAGCCACCAUCUACUGGAUCAUUUCCAUCGACAAUGCAGAGUUUAUUGCAGGCUCCUCAAAUUCAGGCAUCUACAAACCUGAGCCUGCUGAAUACAUCAGAAUUUGGUGGCCCUGUAUCUUCAUCUAUUUCUUCUGCUUCUGUACAUCCACACUUGUCACCCCCUCUUUGUCCAAUACAAUGUUCUGCUUCUCUUGAUAUCCCAUCCUCUUUUUUCAUAAAAUCAUCUUUACCACAUUCUGCAUCCAUGACUGCUCAUAGAUCAACUCCAUCUUCUUUUGCUUCAUCUUGCAUAGAUAUAAACACCAGUAAAGCUCAAAUUGGUGGUAAAGCUAUUUCUGACCCAAGAUCAGUUCUUCCUAUCUCAUCUAUGCCUUGUCCUCCAUCUUCAUUGGUGGAUUCUUCAGGGCCCUUGCUAACACCACGUCCAUCAUUGUUAAUUUCGGAUCAGUUAACAGAGUCUAGACCAUAUGCGCUUUCUUCCAUGCAGAAACUGUACCCUGAUAAGAGUGGUUUCAGUGCUCAAACACUGACACCAUCUAAUUCCCUGCCAUUAAUUUCUACUUCAGUAUCUCAAGCACCUCUUUUGCCAUUGCCGACAUCUGCACAACAGUCUAAGCACUCAGCUGCACAAUUCACUGAAGAGUUUGAUUUUAUUGCCAUGAACGAGAAGUUUAACAAGGAUGAAGUAUGGGGUUAUCUUGGAAAGGCAAAUGAUAAAACAGUGGUAGUACAAGGUUAUGCGGCCGAUCAAAGCUUGGCGCACAGAGAGAGUCUUGGCCUGGUGCCUAAUCUUAAGCCUGCGUAUAAUAAGGACGAGUUCUUUGACUCAAUUUCAUGUAAUUCACUCAACCGGGGAGCUAGGAAUGCACAUAACAGGUUCUCUGAACGAACCAAGCUGAAUACUGAGACAUUUGGCAAUUUCCAGCAGAGGCCUAAUGUUGGUUAUGGUGGCUUUGCUGCCGGACGUGGCGAGAAUUAUCACGCAUCAUAUAAUUGGGGAAGGGGAUAUGGCUAUGGUGGAAGGGGUGGUGGGUGGAACAUGCCCUCCUAAUUCUAUCUGAAGCUCAAUAUUAUUCACAGCUUUAUGAUAAUGGAGCCUAGGAUAAAUGACGGGAACGUUGUUGGGGUUUCAUCUUGUAACGGUUUGUCAGGAUUACUCUUUACGGCGGUUCAUGUUUUUUCUGCCCAUGAGCCAGCCUUUUUCAGCUUUAUCUUUCUAGGCAAUGUGAUCAAAAAACAAAUUCGUGGCAUGCUGCCAUAUGGAUAGACUGAUGAAAUCUCUUUUGCUCUGUUAUUCUCUGUUGUUUCCUCCAUUAAUGUAACACAUAUUUUAGUGGUUUUUGCAUUCAUGAAUAGAAAGGAAAAUCAUCAUAGUAUUGCUCA
Messenger RNA from Juglans microcarpa x Juglans regia, 2108 nucleotides. Its product is annotated as decapping 5-like protein. The record is from RefSeq and is a predicted model, not a curated record. Gene Ontology annotation, cellular component: P-body. The transcript is spliced from 8 exons. Gene Ontology annotation, biological process: cytoplasmic stress granule assembly; P-body assembly. Gene Ontology annotation, molecular function: mRNA binding. NCBI's taxonomy places the organism in Eukaryota, Viridiplantae, Streptophyta, Magnoliopsida, Fagales, Juglandaceae. The coding region runs from base 97 to 1776 and encodes 559 amino acids.